Poecilia latipinna (sailfin molly) is the source of this 4172-nucleotide messenger RNA. It is a transcript of the gene ccdc9, whose product is annotated as coiled-coil domain containing 9. Lineage: Eukaryota; Metazoa; Chordata; Actinopteri; Cyprinodontiformes; Poeciliidae. The record is from RefSeq and is a predicted model, not a curated record. The coding region runs from base 357 to 2522 and encodes 721 amino acids. The transcript has 14 exons.
UUUAAUAGCUAGCCUCUUCCGCCCUCUAGUUGUCAAAAUAUAUCAUUACAUGUAGUUUAGUUUUUUAAAUUUUCUUCAUAAAUUUUAUAUUCGUUUCCAACCGUUCAAAUUAAUUUGAAGCAGUCCGUUUUUUUCUGUCGUUGCGGUAAUAAGUGUCCGUGUUUGUAUCACCGGCGGCUAACGAAUAGCACUGCCUCUUUAAAUCUGCCGAGCGGGUCAUUAUUUGGCAGGAAGUUAGCUGAAGCUAGCUCAUAACCAAUAAUGAAGACACUGAGGAGCAUUUAGCUGCCUUUUAACGCUCCUUAAAGAAGAACCAAGUUUUUCACUUGUAUUUGAAGGCAGAGUCCAAGGCAGCUAUGUCUUCAGCAGUGGACCUGAAGACCAAGGAGGAGAAAGAUGCAGAGUUGGACAAACGAAUUGAAGCUCUGAGGAAGAAGAACGAAGCUCUGGUGAAGAGAUACCAGGAAAUUGAGGAAGACAAGAAGAAGGCGGAGCAGGAAGGCAUCGCCGUGACGACGCCCCGGAAACCCCGGACACACGAGCCGGAAGCGGACAGGAGGAAGACGGAGAAGGAGAACCUGACGGUCACAGUGGAUCUGUCCAAACCGGCAGGGGACAAGAGAGUUGUGAACGACUGGAAGCCCAGCACGCCUCGCGGCCGGAAGAAGUCAGAGGAGAGCGACAGUCCUAAAGGUCAGAGCGAUGGCCGCAGCCCCCCCAGGAGGACGGGGUCGGGCAGAGUGGGCCGAGGCGGUCAGAGAGGAGGAGGAGAAGGAGGAGGGCGCCAAGAGAGGAGGGACCGGGAGACCAGAACUCCCAGGGAGGGAGAGUCUGCGGAGCCAGGCGGCCAGGGACGGAGAGGAGGAAGACGAGGAGGAAGAGGCGGGAGAGGAGGAGGAGGAGGCAGAGAGGGAGGAGCAGGGAGUGGAGGCGGAGAUGAAGGUACACCAGGAGGACUGGACAGAAAGUCAAAGGAAUGGGAGGAGAAAAGGCGGCAGAACAUUGAGAAGAUGAAUGAGGAAAUGGAGAGGAUAGCAGAGUAUGAACGAGGACAGAGGGUGGAUGGAGACAAGCCCAUCCGUAAUUUUCUGGACGACCCAAGGCGUUCGGGUCCGGCUCCGGACAUUGACCGGAAAGAAGGCAGCCGGAGACACGUCCGGAACUGGGGAGGGCUGGACUUUGACAACGUGAAGACGGGACACGAACUGGAGCGAGAGUGGACCAGUCGGCGGCCGGGUCCGAAAGGCGGUUCUGUGGACAUGACCAUGUCGAUGACCGGCCGCGAGAGAGCCGAGUACCUCCGCUGGAAGAAGGAGCGCGAGCAGAUCGAUGAGGAGAGACUGGCUCGCCACCGAAACGCCACGGGCCAGUGGAGGCGGGAGUGGGACGCGCAGAAGACUGACAGCAUGUUCAAGGAGGAUCCAUUUGUGGCUGCAGAGGGCGUAACGGCAGAGGAGGGUGGCAGGAGAGACGACAGCAAGCGGCCUCCUAGAGGACCAACAUUUGCCGACUUCCUGUCCCAGGGCAGAAGCCAGGGGCCCCGCGGGGACCGGAACAGAGGACGGGGCCGAGGACAGAGACAGAGCUACAGCAUGCACGACAAUCGCUGGGAAGGAGAGAAAAAAGAGGAAGAAGAGAAAGAAAAGGAGGACAAGACGAAGAAAGAGGUAAAAACUACAGCAAAGAAAACGAAGAAAGAAGAAGAAGAGAAACCCAAAGUUGAAACAGAAGAGCCGAAGGUGGAGGAGAAAAGCGAAGACGAGGCAGGAGAUGAUGAUAAUGAGUGGGAGGACGCCAGCGAAGAAGAGGAAGCUGGAGACAAAAGCGACUCGGAGAAAAAAGACAAAAGCAAAGCCGUCUCUCCUCCGUCGGCCAAACAACGUUUGCAGGAGAAAACGGCAGGAAGCCCGAAGGAGCAGCGGCCGCAGAGGCCGAAGGUUCGAAUCCCUCCUCCUGCUGCUGCGGCGGCGGCCCAGGAGUCAUCAGAUAAGGGGAAGCCCCCCAGCCCGUUCUUCAGCCUGGACCACAACCCGGUGCGAGACUGGGGCGAGGAGAUGGAGAUGCAGUCGCCGCGGAGCAGCAUGGGGGCAGAGAGCCCGCUGAAGCCCUCCAGCACCGAGUCCAGCCCGCCGCAGAGAAAGGAAAGCCAAGAUGGCGGCGCCGGCGAACCGGGCGGGGCGCCCGCGGAUGAAUCUGCUCCUGCGGCAGACAUCCAGGAGAACGCCACGGAGUCGGAACCGGAACAGACCGCCUCAGAACCUCCAUCUGAAGGUUCGGAUCCCACCCCGUCCUCUGCUGCUCCUGAGGUCAAUGAGGUCGCCGUGACGACCAACCAGAAUCCACUUCCUGCUCCAUCAGAAGAGGGUCAGUCGGACCCUCCCCGUCCCGCCGAGUCCGUUAACGGCGAACAGAUUUCCUUUGACGCGCCGGUAGAGAACGAAGACAGCAUGGCGGCUGCUGGGAGCGACGACGCCCCAGCAGCCGAAGCCGAACUUUCCUCGGAUCAGACGUCAUCAGGUUGAGCCGGACAGGAGAGGGAGCGAAACAUUGGCGGCACCGAGGUUUACAUCUACAUAUGACUUUAAUCAUCAUCAUCAUGAGGAAGAGGAGUGAUGGAGCUUUACACGCAUGGACCAACCGGUCGCUCUCAGCUGGUUUUAGGACUUUGGAUCAUUCUGAUCCACCGAAGCAUCGUUGGUCUCAUCUCCAUCUGUUUCUUCAGUAUUCUGAAUGUUUUAAUCAAAAACUGAGGAUUUCUUCCUCCAGUGAGAGAGAAACCAGACGUCAAAGUCUGGCUUGUUGAAACGAGCCCAGAUCUAUAAAAAAAUCACUGUUUUUUCACAUUUAUUUAAUGAAAUAAUGGUUUUAAAACUACAAUUUUUAAUUGCUCUUAUCUUUUUCCCAAUUCAAAUUUCUUUGAGGAACUGAAAUCUGUAAAAAGGGGCAUUUUUAGCAUCUUUUACCACCCUUUCUGUUCACGUGAUAAUCUAGUCGGGGGCAAACCUCAUUUUCAGCGAAGUGAGUUAAAUUCACAUUUUUAGAUUAGAAAUGACCAGAUUAUGUUACAUAAUUCACAAUUUUGCAGAAAAGCCAGGCUUGGUGACGUCAUGAAGUCACCCGCAGCCGCUAGCGAUGCUAAGCUAGUUGAUUCAAAGCUUCGCUCUCAGGUUAAAGCGUGAUUGUUGGUUUCAAAUCUACAGUAAAGGGGAUCUGACUCAUUAAUCCCAUGUUGUAAAUAAAAUCACAGUAGAUACAGGAAGGAUUUGAAUGUAAACGAUGCAGUAAACUGAUAGAAACACUUCAUGGAGACAACAUGAGGCGCUUUCGCACGGAACGGUUCUGAGCGUGUUCGCAUUACAACUUGCGACCGGUUCCACCCGGCCCCAAGGAACCACAAGAGCUGUGGUUCCAACCAAGCGGUUCUGCUUAGAACCAGCUGCUGAUUGGCCGCUGGUUGUUAGUCAGACGUUGAUUUUCUGUUGACAGCUGGCUCUCAGUACUAUAUUUUGUAAAGAGUGCUCUUUGCAAUAUUUUUAUUAAAUUGGCAGUUAGCAACCAACUAACUCAAACCACAUUGUUUAGUUUUAAAAAUAAUGCCGUCCGGCACGCUUCGAUGGCGCCCUCAGUGUAAUGUGAACACAGCAGGGCUGGAACCGUUCCAUGCAGUGCGAAAGCGCCUAUGGCGUCCGAGUCUGAAAUGCUGAUUAUUGUGUUGAUUGGAUUUAAAUCAUAAAGUCUGUUUUUACUACAUCAUGUAACAAACAAGUUUGUUUUUUUAUUAAAUGUUGCAUCAUAUCAAAACAUGUUUUUAAUUUUGAACAAUCUUGUUUUGCUUUAAACCAGCUCUUCUUUUCUCUUCAUCCAUGAAUUAUGUCUGAGUUUGUUGCCACAGCGACGCAAAGAACAACACUGCCUAAAAGUUUGUUUUUAUACUUUAAGUUACCUUAAAAUGAUGUAAUGUUCGGAUGCAGUAUGUGUGUUUUGUCUCUCCCCUCAUACCUCAGCAGACCAAGAGGGUUUUUAUUUGGUUUGUUUGAGUUUUUCCUUGUCUGUAAAUGGUGUUUUAUCUGAGCAGCUGUGUGGCGUUUGCGGACAAAACGACAAACUGAUUGCUUUAAAGUCUUUGUGUCUGGGAUCUGAUGAAUAAAAAUCAUGAAUUUGGGUUCAAAGAC